CUUCGACGACGCUCUCGGAGCAAAAAUUAGCAGCAGCAGCACCAGCCUUGCGACGACGACGACCAGAUAGCGCACCACGCCGCCUCCCGCUUACCACCGACGACACGCCUCCCUCCCCUGGUCGGACCAGCGCAAAGAGCCCGGCAGGGCCAAGGACGACAAAUAAAACGAGGGCCGUUCGAGCAAACCAAAGGAGACGGCACAGACCCCCCGGGGUGCAUACCCCACUUCACAAGCCGCCAUGUCGACGCCGAUGCUGGCCGCGGCGAAGCGCGGCUUCCGCGAGGUCCAGGGCGUCGUCGUGUCGGCCGGCCUGAUGGACCGCACCGUCAAGGUGCGCGUCGGCGGGCGCGUGUGGAAUGACCAAGUCAAGAAGCACUUCAAGCGCCCCGAAACCCACCUCGUCCACGACCCCAACAACUCCCUCGUCACGGGCGACGUCAUCUCGAUGCAGCCCGGCUGGCGCUGCUCGCGGCACAAGCGCCACGUCGUGACGCAGAUCGUCGCGGCCGCCGGCCGGCCCGCCGAGGAGCGGCCCCCCGUGCCGUCCAUCGCUGACCGCGUGGCCGAGGCCGAGGCCAAGCGCGCCGCCAAGCUCGAGCGUCGUUCGGUCCGCGACGCCGAGGCCGAAAAGGCCCGCCUAGCCGAGAAGGAGGAGAAGAAGCGCCUCAAGAGGGCCAGGCUGGCGAGGGCUGAGGCGGCCUACAGGCCGCCGUCAGCGCCGGCGAGGGCAGGGGCGGCACCGGCACCGGCAGCAGAGGCGCCCUCAUCAGAGGUGUCCGCAUAAACCUCAUUGUUAUUUGCUCAGCACCAUGUUCCUCCCUCGCAACACUUGACAGGGAGUGAGAACGUUUCUCCACCUUCAUGUGCCCGCCCGGGCUUCGACGAUUUGUCGGGAAGGGGUCGUGGCAGUAUGGACAUGCAUGGAUCAUGAUAUCAAAGGAAUAAGAGACGCAAGCAAACGACCCAAUACCCACCACUCGUUGGUGUACUAACUAGCCUGAUGCUGGGUUGAGGCCUAGAUGGUGAUCGGCUGUAGUAUCCCGGCUGUAAGAUAUACGUUCUGUCUCUUUAAAUCACCCCAAAAUGGCCGUGUAUCCAAGCUACCACCGCAGCCAUCCGGCACGGGUCGCGCUUGUUUCGCCAUAGGCACGCUCGCGCCUUGAUCUAGAUCGUACCAUACCAACUCCAACCUUUUUGGACAAAAAAAAAAAAACGGAAUUCCGAGGUCCGAGGGGUAUCACUUCGUUCGGCAGAAGUCCUAGUGUUACCGUAUAUAUAUAUUUACACAUAGUUUCUUCCGUUAUACACAUGCAUACCCGAAACUGGCCCGUCUUGGCUCUGUUUGCCGUUCUGUCUGAUUUUGAAUAUCCGGUCACGUAUG
This is a messenger RNA of Gaeumannomyces tritici R3-111a-1, 1384 nucleotides long. RefSeq names its product mitochondrial 37S ribosomal protein S17. Gene Ontology annotation, biological process: translation. Gene Ontology annotation, molecular function: structural constituent of ribosome. The transcript has 2 exons. Bases 242 to 787 code for a protein of 181 amino acids. Lineage: Eukaryota; Fungi; Ascomycota; Sordariomycetes; Magnaporthales; Magnaporthaceae. The record is from RefSeq and is a predicted model, not a curated record. Gene Ontology annotation, cellular component: ribosome; mitochondrion.